Molecule: messenger RNA, 1368 nt
Organism: Eruca vesicaria subsp. sativa (arugula)
Lineage: Eukaryota; Viridiplantae; Streptophyta; Magnoliopsida; Brassicales; Brassicaceae
Source: the annotation of a GenBank genome assembly
AUGGCAAAGGGACACCAAGGCAAAUGCUUUGGACUCGUCCUAUUACUCUGCUUCUUUAGUUCAAUUUAUGCACGCAGGGUUCUCAAGGAUCUCGCCAUGAUGGAGGCGAGCAAGCUUGAUCUAAACAAUGUAAUGAUGCCUGGGGUGGUUCUUUUCAGUGAGCAAGAUCAUGACUUGUUCAAUGUUGAACCUGAGCACAAAUUCAAGCAUGAACAUAAGCUUCAGUCCAUGCCGGGUGAACCAGAAGAGCCUGAGGACAAGGUCAUGCCUGACCGUAAGCUGCAGUCUAUGCCGGGUGAACCGGAAGAGCCUGAGGACAAGAUCAUGCCUGAACAUAAAAUGCAAUCCAUGCCGGGUGAACCAGAAGAGCCUGAGGAUAAGGUCAUGCCUGACCAUAAGCUGCAGUCCAUGGCAGGUGAACCAGAGGAGCCUGAGGACAAGGUCAUGCCUGAACAUAAAAUGCAAUCCAUGCCGGGUGAACCAGAAGAGCCUGAGGAUAAGGUCAUGCCUGAUCAUAAAAUGCAACCCAUGUGGGAUGAGCUAGAAGAUCCUGAUCCUAAAUUAAUGCUAGAUCACAAAGAAAAGCCUGAUCAUAAAGUGCAGUCCCUGGCGAGUGAACCAGAAGAUCCUGACCACACAGUUAAGCCUAUGGGGUUUGGUGCAGGUAGGGGCUAUGGAAGUGGCGGUGGAUAUGGAGAAGGCAUUGGCUCUAGUGGAGGCAAUGGAUAUGGACAAGGCAAUGGAUAUGGACAAGGCAUCGGCUCAAGUGGAGGCAGUGGCUAUGGAGAAGGCAUUGGCUCAAGUGGAGGCAGUGGCUAUGGACAAGGCAUUGGCUCAAGUGGAGGCAAUGGCUAUGGAGAAGGCAUUGGCUCAAGUGGAGGCAGUGGCUAUGGACAAGGCAUUGGGUCCAGUGGAGGCAGUGGAUAUGGACAAGGCAUUGGCUCCGGGUAUGGCCAACCGAACUGCGGUCCUAUCAAUGGAGCUCCAGGUAGCGGAUACGGUGAAGGCAUUGGACAGGGAAGUGGUUCAGGUGAAGGGAUUGGUAUAGGUAUAGGAGGUGGCUCUAGUGGUGUUGUACCAAGUGUAGUUGUCCCAGGCAUAACAAUCCCUCCCAUAACAGUUCCAGGAGCACAGAUUCCCGGUUUUGAGAUUCCAGGAGUCAGGGUUAAUCCUGGGUAUGGUUCUGGGGGAUGCCAAACCGGUGGUUGCACUCCAAGAGAACCGUAUUACCGCCCACCUGUAUACGAACAGCCACCAAGCUGUUCUCAUUGUUCACCUUACAGUUCAGGACAAGACAAGCACAUGUCAGAAAAAGAAACCAUGACCGAAGAAGCUCUUGCACCUAGUUCAAACGAUAUGCACGGCUAA